AUGUUACGUUACAUCACCACAGGCUCUCUGGGCAGUCGCGUUGCACAGGGUCGGUGUUUCAGUAAUCUGGGCUUUGCUCUGGUAGAAGUGGGUGAACUGGAGGAGGCGUGGGAGAGUUUCUUACAUGCACAACAGGCAUUCAGAGACACAGAUGACCCAUCCGGUCAGUGGCAGGUCUGUGAGGGUCUCGGUGGGAUCAAACUACAGAUGAGAGACCCAGAAAAAGCCUCUCAAUAUUAUAAAGAUGCUUUACAACUGCUGUGUAAAUGCCAGGACGUAUCGAGUUCAGUACAGGAACGACUGGUCACUAAACUGAGUGAAGCAUUACAGCAGAAGCUGCUACUCCAGCAGGUUGGACCCCCAAAACAACGAGCUGCACCAGAGAGACAACAUCACAGACAGCAGAAACGGCGGGCAGCAGUGAUCUCUGACACCCAGCAGAACAGAAGACCGAUGCUGAAUGGACACACAUGA
Molecule: messenger RNA, 474 nt
Organism: Paramisgurnus dabryanus
Lineage: Eukaryota; Metazoa; Chordata; Actinopteri; Cypriniformes; Cobitidae
Product: tetratricopeptide repeat protein 24-like
Molecular function (GO): protein binding
Source: RefSeq, a predicted model, not a curated record